Molecule: messenger RNA, 7214 nt
Organism: Lycium barbarum (goji berry)
Lineage: Eukaryota; Viridiplantae; Streptophyta; Magnoliopsida; Solanales; Solanaceae
Product: TMV resistance protein N-like
Exons: 20
Coding region: 333-4439 (1368 amino acids)
Biological process (GO): defense response; signal transduction
Molecular function (GO): ADP binding; protein binding
Source: RefSeq, a predicted model, not a curated record
UUGGUGUAGGUAUGGGUGGUCUUUGAAGGAAUUUCCCACUUCUUUCUAUUAAAGUUCAAAGAAAACGCAAUAUUAUUAAUAAUACUAAUCAACUUAGAGUAGAGCAUUCAGAAGCUUCACAUAAAUUUCCUACCACAUGCUAUAGUUCAGUUCGGUAGUAAAUAUCAGUUGACUAGAGUAUAGCCCCAUCUUUAAAAUUUGAAGUGGCACUUGUUUAUUUCUUUUCUCCUGUAUAUAAAUUCGUCGGAAGUAUAUAGCAUCAAUUAAUCUCUUACGACAACCAUAAUCUCUCCACACAUUUCUUUUUUCUUUUCAACCAAUUAACUGAAUCCAUGGCAUCAUCUUCUUCUACUAGAUCGUUGCAGUUGCCUCAACGGAAGUACGAUGUCUUUUUAAGUUUUAGAGGUGAAGAUACUCGCAAAAAUUUUACAAGUCACCUGCACGAAGUUUUGAGAAACAGGGGAAUCUUCACCUUUCUAGAUGAAGAAAGGCUAGAGCAUGGUGAUUCGAUCCCAGAUGAACUCGUGAAAGCUAUCAAAGAUUCUCAAGUUGCCGUAAUCAUUUUCUCAAAGAAGUAUGCUACGUCGAGAUGGUGCUUGAAUGAACUAGUGAAAAUCAUGGAAUGCAAGGACAAUAAUAAACAAACUGUCAUACCAGUCUUCUAUAAUGUGAAUCCAUCAGAUGUUCGAAACCAGAGGGAGAGCUUUGCAGAAGCCUUUGCCAAACACGAAUCGAACUAUAAGGAUGAUAUUGAGGGAAUGCAGAAGGUGCAAGGAUGGAAGAAAGCUUUAAGUGAAGUGGCCAAUCUCAAAGGUUGUGAUACCUGUGACAGGAUUGAAUCCGAAUGUAUUCGGGAACUUGUUGAUCAAAUUUCGUCCAAAUUACGCAAGACUUCAUCGUCGUAUUUGCAAACUGUUGUGGGAAUAGAUACGCAUUUAAAGGAAGUAAAUUCCCUACUAAAGAUGGAAAUCGAUGAUGUUCGGAUUGUGGGGAUUUGGGGAAUGGGCGGAAUAGGUAAAACGACAAUAGCAAGAGCCAUUUUUGAUACUCUUUAUUAUCAAUUUGAAGCUGCCUCUUUUCUUGCGAAUAUUAAAGAAAAUGAAAAAAAGUAUAAUCUACAUUCUUUACAAAAUACCCUUCUCUCUGACCUGUUAAGAAGAAAAGAUAAUUACGUGUCUAAUGAGUAUGAUGGGAAGAAUAUGAUUCAGAGCAGACUUCAUUCUUUGAAGGUGCUAAUUGUGCUUGAUGACGUAGAUCACAGUGAUCAUUUGGAGAAUUUAGCAGGUGAUCAUGGUUGGUUUGGUAAUGGCAGCAGAGUUAUUGUAACAACAAGAUAUAGACAUUUGAUAGAGAACGAUGAUGCAAUAUAUGAAGUACCUAUACUACCUGAUCGUGAAGCUGGGCAAUUGUUCAAUCAAUAUGCUUUCAAAAAAGAAGUUCCAAAUGAUCUUUUUACGAAGCUCUCCUCGGAAGUAGUAAAUCAUGCUAAAGGCCUUCCUUUAGCCCUCAAGGUGUGGGGUUCUUUGUUGCGUAAGAAAGGCCUAACUCAGUGGAGAAGAACUGUAGACCAAAUAAAGAAAAAUUCUAAUUUAGAAAUUGUUGAAAAACUCAAAAUAAGUUAUGAUGGACUAGAGCGCGAAGAGAAAAGGAUAUUUUUAGAUAUAGCAUGUUUCUUCCGAGGAUAUAAAAAAGAGAAAGUCAUGCAAAUCCUUGAGAGUUGUGGUUUUGGAGCUAAAUGUGGAUUGGAUGUCCUAAUUGAAAAAUCUCUUGUGUUCUUAUCUAAAUAUGAUGAGAUUGAAAUGCAUGACUUAAUACAAGAUAUGGGUAAAUAUAUAGUGAAAAUGCAAAAGGAUGCAGGUGAAUGUAGCAGAUUAUGGGACUCUGAAGAUUUCGAAGAAGUGAUGGGGACAAAAGCAAUGGAAGCAAUUUGGGUACGACAUAUUCAAAAGCUAUGCUUGAGCAAAAAAGCCAUGAAAAAGAUGAAAAAGCUUAGAAUGUUAUGCAUCAUGGGUUUCGACACAUAUGAUGGCUCCAUUGAGUACCUGCCCAACAGCUUGCGUUGGUUUGUUUUGAAGAGUUAUCCUUGGGAAUCAUUGCCACAAAAGUUUGAACCCGAAAGACUUAUUUAUCUUGAUCUCGAAAGGAGCUCGUUGCGUCAUUUAUGGACUGGAAUAAAGCGUUUUCCUUAUCUACGGGAGCUGAAUCUCACGGGGUCUGAACACCUGAUGCGAACACCAGAUUUCAAGGGGAUGCCAAAUUUGGAGUAUUUGGAUCUGUCAGAUUGUACUAAUCUUGAAGAGGUUGAUGAAUCCCUGGGGUAUUGCAGCAAGCUCAUUAAGUGCGAUUUGUGGGAUUGCUCAAGCCUUAAGAGGUUUCCAUGUGUUAACUUGGAAUCUCUUAAAUAUCUGGGUCUACGGCUGUGCUCUAGUUUAGAGGAAUUUCCAGAGGUCAAGGGAAGAAGUAAGCUGGGGUUAAAGAUUAAGAUCGAGGGAUCUGGAGGCUGGUUACAGAUAAGGGGGUUACUGAUUAAGAUCGAUGGAUCUGGGAUAAGGGAAAUACCAUCAUCUUUUUUUCAGUUUGGAGCUCAUUUUACCAAGCUAUAUUUGAACUUUCUGGAACACCUUGUAGCUCUUCCAAGCAGCAUUGGCACGCUGAAAAGCUUGGUGAAGCUAGAUGUGUCGGAUUGCUCAAGACUUGAGAUCUUGCCAGAAGAGAUAGAAUAUUUAGAAAACUUGGAGAAGCUUGAUGCCCAUAAUACUCUGAUUUCACGACCUCCGUCUUCCAUCAUCCACUUGAACAAGCUUAAACUCUUGAAUUUCAAAAUAAAAGAGUCACAAGUAGGCCUCGUAGAUAGAGUGUGCUUUGAGUUCCCUCGGGUGAAAGACGGAUUACGCGCAUUGAAAAAUCUGAAUCUCAAUAACUGCAAUCUAAUAGAUGGAGGACUUCCGGAAGACAUUGGAUCGUUGUCCUCUUUGGAAGCGUUGUCUCUCAAAGGAAAUAAUUUUGAGCAUUUGCCUCUAAGCAUAGCCCAACUUGGUGCUCUUCGAUUCUUGUGCUUAUCAGAUUGCAAGAGGCUUAAGGAGUUGCCACGUUUCAUGGGGAUGCCAAAUUUGGAUUCUUUGGAUCUGGGCAAUUGCAAUGAUCUUGAAGAGGUUGACGAUUCACUGGGGUAUUGCGGUAAACUCUUUUGGUUAAAGUUGGAUUAUUGCACAAGCCUUAAGAGGUUUCCAUGUGUUAAUGUGGAAUCUCUUAAUUUUCUCUACCUACGAGAUUGCUCUAGUUUAGAGAAAUUUCCAGAAAUCAGGGGAAGAAUGAAUCUGAAGUUAAAGAUUGAGAUGAAAGACUCUGGGAUAAGGGAACUGCCAUCAUCUUAUUUUCAGUCCGGAACUCAUCUUACAAAGCUAGAUUUGAGCUUUAUGAAACACUUUGUAGCUCUUCCAAGCAGCAUUGGCAUGCUGAAAAGCUUGGUGGAGCUAAAUGUGUGUUUUUUCUCAAGCCUUGAGAUCUUGCCAGAAGAGAUAGGAGAUUUAGAAAACUUGGAGAAGCUUGAUGCCAGGGGUACUCUAAUUUCACGUCCUCCGUCUUCCAUUGCCCGAUUGAACAAGCUUAAAUUCUUGAGUUUUACAAAACAUAUAUCAGAAGUAGGCCUCCAAGAUGGAGUGUGCUUUGUGUUUCCUUCGGUGAAUGACGGAUUACGCUCAUUGGAACGACUGUAUCUCAGUUAUUGCAAUCUGAAAGAUGGAGGACUUCCGGAAGACAUUGGAUCCUUGUCCUCUUUGAAAGAGUUGUAUCUCAAUGGAAAUAAUUUUGAGAAUUUGCCUCGAAGCAUAGCCCAACUUGGUGCUCUGCGAAUCUUGGACGUAUCAGAUUGCCUGAAGCUUACACAGCUGCCAGAAUUUCCACAACAAUUAGUUAGAAUAGAUGCAGACUGGAGCAAUGAUUGGAUCUGUAAUUCGUUGUUUCAGAAUAUCUCUUCAUUGCAGCAUCACUUCUCUGCUUCAGAUUCCUUGUCACUAAGAGUGUUUAUCAGCGGGGGGAAGAAUAUCCCAAGUUGGUUCCACCACCAAGGAAAGAAUACAAUUGUAUCUGUCAAUUUGCCUGAGAAUUGGUACGUACCUGAUAACUUCUUGGGAUUUGCUGUAUGUUACUCUGGCAUGUUAGGUAAAAGCACAGCUCAAUUGAUUCCCUUAUGUGAUGACGGGAUGUCGACGAUGACCCAGGAACUUGCCUUACCCAACCAUCCAUACUAUGAUAGAAUAUUUUUAAAUUCUACUACUCAAAUUUUUUUGGUGCCUCUUGCUGUCUUAUGGGAUACAUCAAAGGCAAAUGGAAAAACACCAAAUGAUUAUGGGCUGAUUAGGUUAUUUUUCUAUGGAGAAUGGAAGAAAUUUGGAUUACGUUUGCUGUAUAAAGAUGAACCUAAGAUUGGGAAAAGGUAGAGCAGAUAUGACGAUAGUGAAGCGAGUUCCUCCUCUUGUAAGAAACAAAGGUCACAUUAUAAUAUUAGUGGGAGCCAGAAAGUUACUCUGCCAUUUUGAAAAGAUUUCAUAAGUUUAGGUUUGAUUCACAAAAUUGUAAUGUCAAUUAGACAAGGCAGCUUUACCUGCAUGAGAAUCUGCUUUCAUUGGGCAUAUGCUGAGGAGUUUAUGCGGUAGUUGCCACUAUUUGAUCAACAAUUGGCUAAGCAUAGGCAAGAGAUUGAAGAUGUUAGGGAAGUGAAUGUCACAGAUGCUUACUAUUGUGAUUGCCAUCUUAUGCAAAAGAACCUACUGUCAUAUAUUCUCCAUCAGAAAUUGAUGUUCACCGUUUCUCUUUCAAAAUAGUUUUCAUUUUGGAAAAACCAGAAGUCUUUACACAUUAUGUAACUUCAAAAACUUUAUGUGGGGCGGCUCAGUUUUACACUUCUGCAACCAAAAUUUUUCUUGGCGGAAGGUCUUGAGAUACGUUGUCGUGGAUGUUGUCAACAGAAAAGGGACUCAUCGAGCUGCAAAGAUACAAUACACAGAUUUCACUGAGUUAUCAUUGGUAGAUGAAGAUGCCCUUGAAUUUCUUCUCAUUAUGUCCACAGAAAAGGCAAAGGGUUUUUAUUUCCAAAGGGAGGUUGGGAAAAUGAUGAAACAAUCAAAAAUACAGCACAGCAUGAGACGGUGUAGUAGGAGGGGAUGUUAAGCAAACUGGGGACAUGGUAAUUUGAGAACAAAACCGGUUACGCUGCCUAUAAAGGGAACAAUUAGAAUAUUGGCCCGAGAAAGAUGAAUGGAAAGAUAACUUUGCCAAAAAUGGGUGGAUGAAGGAAGCCUUGGAAAUGUUAGUAAGUCGCCUCACAAUUUGCGACUUGCAUGAUUUGAUGGGAGGUCGGGAAAAGAUGAAACAGUUAGAGAUGCAUCACAGUGUGAGAUAGUGGAGGAAGCUGGAGUACGAGGGGAUGUUAAGUUUUGGAUUACUUUUGCAGUGCAAACUGGGAAAGGAAGAUGGUACGUUGAGAACAAAACCGAUGACAUUGCCUGUGAAGGGCACAUGUUUCCUUUCUUAGUAACAGAACAACUAGACACUUGGCCCAAGAAAGAGAUUUGCGAAAGAACUUGGUGUAAAUUGGGAAGAUGGAACUUUGAGAACAAAGCUGGUGACACUGCCAAUGAAGGGCACAUGUUUCCUCUGUUUGUAACAGAACAACUAAACUAAUUGGCCUGAGAACGAGAUUCGCGAAAGAACUUGGAUUCCUUGUCACUAAGAGUGUUUAAGAGCUGGGGGAAGAAUAUCCCAAGUUGGUUCCACCAUUGGCGAACUGGUAGAAGUCUAUCAAUCAAUUUGCCUGAAAAUUGUCUCUUCAGGAACUUUGCAGCGUUAUCCUUCAUACCAAGGCUAUAAGGAGUAAUUAUAUGAAGAUGAAGAUCCCAUUGAACUUAUUCUCAUUAAGAACAGAAAGCGAUGGCCAAGGACGGAUUAUGGGCUUAAAAUUUUUUAAUAUAUCAGAGGGAGGUUUCGAAAAAGAUGAAACAGUAGAAGAUGCAGCACAACGCGAGACAGUGGAGGAAGCUGGAGUUCAAGGUGAAGUUGAGAGCAAACUGGUAACAUGGUACUUUGAAAACAGAACAGUGACUCUUGGCCUGAGAAAGGGACACGCGAAAGAACUUGGAUGAAUCUGUGCGAAGCAAGAAAAUUUGGCAAAACUGGUGGAUGAAAGAAGCCUUGGAACUAUUAGUAAGUCAUCUCACAUCACAAAGCAAACGAACCAAAGAGGAACGAUUUCCAGCAAUCCAGUGUAGCUCUAACACUCGAGCUGAAAUACAUUUCCCCCAUCACCAAGUUCUACUGAGAAGAAGUGUUGCCUCCAUUGAUAUCUACUUUAAAAUGUUACAUGGUGGAAGCAGUUUGUAAAUAGGAGUUAAGUACUGAAAAUGGUCAAUCGAGAACGCAGAUUAAGUUGUUCCGAGGAAUGAGUGGAACUAAAGAAGUACUAGAGUGAUGCGACUGGGAACAUGGUACUUUGUAGAACAGUGACUCUUGGCCUGAGAAAGAGAUCCGCGAAAGAACUUAGAUGAAUAUGCACGAAGCAACAGAACUUUGCCAAAACGGGUGGAUGAAAGAAGUCUUGGAACUAUUAGUAAGUCGCCUCCCAUCACAAAGCAAACGGAACUAUUUCCAGGAAUGGACUGUAGCUCCAGCGCUCGAGCUCAAAUACUUUCUCCCCACCACCAAGUUCUACUGAAGAAGCUUAGUCUCCACUGAUAUCUACUGUCAAAUGUUACAUGGUGGAAGCAGCAUGUGAAUAGGUGUUAAGUACUUAAUGUGCUCAAUCCAGCACGCGAAAUAAAGUAGUUCAGAGGAAUGAGUUUAGAGCAAUUCUAAUUUUGACGGAAAAAAGAAAAUACUAGAGGUAGUAUAUUGUUUGUGUGUCAUCUCAGAAUUGUGCGACUUAAUAGACACUUAGAACCACAACUGACAAAUGACAUCUGCACAUUUGUUUUAGGCUUAGAAACAAAAUCUUUUAGCAGUCAAUGGUAGUAGAAUAGCUUCUAGUCAGUUUAAUGAAGUAGUGGCAUAUGUAAUACUUUCCAGGAACAGAAGGAUGGUGAGAUGAACACCCUUCGUCGAAAAAUUAUAUUGUAUUAUAUUAAACCUUGAACAGCCUUGACGCAAUUUCUGAUUUCGCCACUGGGAACAGUGAUGUUGGCAAAUUAUUGCAUUGAAUUAAGGAUGUUCUGUUGGUUUUC